AUUCGACACUGAAAUUAUGUUAUCGAUCCAUAAUAAACGUCGCUUGAAUCGAAUUUGAAAUGGCCGACGUUUAGGGGGAGUGUCCAGCGGAUAUUUGGGUUCUUAUUGAUUUAAAUAAAAAAGAUAUCCACAGUGCCUCCUCGUGAGGCCACAACACAUUCCAUUUAAAAAGACUGAUUUUAAAAAUUGCCUGAAAAUGGCCUGGCGUUUUAAAGCCUCUAAGUAUAAAAAUGCGGCACCUAUUGUGCCGAAGCCCGAGGCCUGCAUACGGGACAUUUGUGUCGGUUCAUAUCAGACUUAUGGCAAUAAUAUAUGUGCAUCUGCUGCUUUCAUGGCAUUCAAUUGGGAGCAUGUGGGUUCUAGUUUGGCUGUUCUACCUUUAGAUGAUUGUGGUAGGAAAAGUAAGACGAUGCCACUGCUACAUGCGCAUUCUGACACAGUGACGGACAUGGACUUCUCUCCCUUUCAUGAUGGCCUGCUUUUAACUGGCUCCCAGGAUUCCUUGGUAAAAGUAUGGCAUAUCCCACAAGAGGGAUUAAAAGAAUCCCUUUCAACUCCCGAAUGCACACUGUCACAAAAGCAAAGGCGUGUUGAAAAUGUUGGCUUCCAUCCAGUUGCUGACGGACUUAUUCAUGUUGCUUCCGGACAUGAGCUCGCUCUUUGGGAUCUCACUAAGCAGAAGGAAGCUUUUGUUAACAAGGACCAUACAGAGGUGAUCCAAUCAACGUCUUGGAAGAAAGAUGGGAAGCUAGUAGGGACUUCGUGCAAGGAUAAGAAAGUGCGUAUCUUGGAUCCUCGGACACCAAACCCGGUGUUGGGUGUGACUAACAGCCACCAGAACAUCAAAGACAGUCGACUAGUCUGGCUCGGUGAUAGUGACAGGAUCUUAACAACAGGUUUCGAUUCGGCUCGCCUCCGUCAAAUAAUGAUAAGGGAUGUACGUAAUUUAUCUCAGACACAGAAGACAUUGGAACUGGAUUGUUCUACAGGAGUGCUGAUGCCCUUGUAUGACCCUGAUACAAAUAUGCUGUUCUUAGCUGGGAAGGGAGAUACGACUAUAUUAUAUAUGGAGCUAUCUGAUAGAGAGCCAUAUCUCAUUGAAGGAUUGAGGCAUUCAGGGGAGCAGACGAGAGGCGCUUGUCUUGUGCCGAAGCGAGCGUUGCGUGUUAUGGAGGGCGAGGUGAACCGCGUGCUGCAGUUGGCGGGCUCCGCCGUGAUACCCGUCAUGUACCAAGUACCGAGGAAGAGUUACCGGGACUACCAUGCUGAUUUGUAUCCUGAUACGACGGGUUGUGUCACAUACCUGAGUGCUCCGAUGUGGCUACAGGGCAGUGAUUACCCCGUGCCAAACAUCUCUCUCAGACCCGACCACGACAAUUGCAGUCAGAUACACCGCGGAAACCUCGAAGAAUUGGUGAAAGUGAUCCUAUCGAUGCCAGCGCCGAAGAACGGCGAGGCGAAGCCAGUCGUCCAGAACAGAGAGAACGAGGAAUCUGUGAAGGUCAUACUCACACCGGAACACAGAGACGAAGACCGAAUAGACUUUGUUAACGUCAAGGACAUGAUAAAGGGUAUGGAGAAGCAGAAGGAAACGAACGGUUACCUCAAGAAAGCAACCGACAACGACCACGACGAACAGAAGAAUAGUGAAGGACGCUCGCUGGAGAAGAAUGAGAGCUCGGACUCGUCGGAGUCGCUGUCCAGGAGCAAUAGUUUGAUCAAUGGCGUCCCAGCCCAGGUGCCGAAGCCGCUACCCAGGUCGUCCAUAUCCGAAGGCAGCUCCACCGACGAACAGGAAGCGCCCAAACCGAAACCCAGAACGUCGACCAUACCCGGCGCCGGCUAUAAGCCCCGCCUCGGGCCGAAGCCGUUUUCAGCGGCAACUGGUAACGAGGAAUUUUCCUUCGACAAAGUUUUCUCUGUUCCACUAGUCCCCGGUGUGUCGAGGUCCGACUCAGGACAAUCACCAGGUACACCAGUGGCGCCUGUACCGUCAGUCAAGGACGAUGACAAAGAAAAGUCACUCUCCCCUACUAGUGACGCCGAACUCACUAAAGAAGAAUAUACCAAUGGCAAAUCGGACACGAGUGUCGAAGAGGAGGUCAGCUACAGACCCAAAACGCCGAGCACCGCCGAGCGACGGAAGAUGUUUGAAAAUACUGACAGGUCGAUGUCUGUCCCGGCGCCGGCGUCGCCAGCUCCUCUGAGACGCCGAGAUUCUGUUAAAUCCCGAAAGAGCCCCGAACGAGAAGAGAAACGAUCAUCCGUUCCUAACGUCACCACUAAGAGAACGUCCACUGUAUUUGGCAAGGUGUCAAAAUUCCGUCACCUGAAAGGCACUCCAGCACACAAGUCGACGCACGUGGAGAACAUUAAGAACAUAAGUCGACAGAUAUCUGGAGAGUGCAACGGGUUCUAUGCAAACGGCGUGCGCUGCGCCGUGCCCCUGUCUGGUGGCAGCGGCCGCCUGGGGGUGGUGGAGCUCCCUUGUGGCGCGACUCGCCUGAGUGCGGUGCCGUGCGGCCAGUCUGCGCUGACCCCCGCCGCCGGAGGUCCACCGGCCUUGCUACACGCGGCGCCGCUACAGGACUGGGCCUUCGACCCCUUCAACGACCGCCGGCUUCUGGUGGCCUGCGACGACGGAAUGGUCCGCGAGUGGAUCCUCCCCGAAGGAGGUCUCCAAGAGUCUACGAACGAGCCUAACCGCACGUUCUCCGCUCACCCCGAUAAGAUAUACAUUAUUAGAUUCCAUCCGACCGCUUCCGACGUGCUCACCACUGCCGCCCACGACCAGACUAUCAAGAUCUGGGACCUCAGCCAGGACGUACCGACGGCCGAGAUCACGCUAACCGGUCACACCGAUCAAAUAUUCGCAUUGGACUGGUCGCCGUGCGGGGAGUAUCUCGCUACACUCUGCAAGGAUGGCUUUAUACGGAUCUACUCGCCUCGCUCUAAGACUGCUCCUCUCCGCUCCGGCCCCGGGCCGAGUUCUCGCGGCGGUCGCCUCGUGUGGGCGCUCGGAGCCACUCACCUCGUAGUCACCGGCUUCGACAAAGUAUCGGAGCGUCAAAUAAUGCUGUACAAGGCCAGCGACCUGUCUUCGCCUGUAUGCACCGUGGGCUUGGACGUAUCGCCGGCCAUACUACAGACAUACAUCGACCACGACUCGAACACAUUGUUUCUGACGGGACGAGGUGAUUCUACUAUAUACUGUUACGAGGUGACGUGUGAAUCUCCGUACAUCUGCGCGCUCUCUCAUCACCGCGCCGCCUCUCUUCAUCAAGGGAUCUGUUUCCUUCCUAAGAACCUAGUCGCUGUAGAGAAGGUGGAAUUCGCACGAGCGCUGCGACUGACUAAUGGAACGAUCGAGCCUUUGUCCUUCACUGUGCCCAGAAUAAAGAGCGAGCUGUUCCAAGACGAUCUUUUCCCUCCCACGUUGGUGACGUGGCAGCCCUGGCAGAGCUGCCGCGACUGGUUCGCUAACAAGCAUGUGGCAGCCCUAACAGCCAGUCUGCAACCGCCCGGAAUGGAGCCAUUGUCGGCCUACUCCGCGCCCGCUAAGGAGAAGCCGAAACCCAAGCCCGACCUUAUAAAAUCUCACGUCCCCAUGGACCCUAAAGACAAGCAGGAUAGUAUAAUGAAGUCAAUGAGUGCUAAGGUGACAAUGAAUUUGAAGUUGGAGCAGGACAAUAUGGAGGGCGUGGACGAAUCCGAGUGGGAUCAUUGAAUUUCAUUAUGUCAUUUAUUUAUUAGCUUUAGUUUGUGAACAACCUGUAUAUGUAUUAAUAAUCUGAUCGCUAGAACAUCCUGUAUAAAUGUGUUCUGAUAUGUUAUUCGAAAAUGUAGGUAACAUAAAUUUUCUGUCCCAGAAUAGAAAUUGCAUUUAGGAGAUUCAGCCGGAUCGUUCGAUGUCGAUUGUUCUAGAAGUUUCUAGACAAUAACAUUCAGUUAAAAAUAUGAUUUAUACUAUCAUAUGAAUUGACAUUGGGAGUUAAACUGGUGCACUAAAUAUAUGGACUUAGGUAAAAGUCGUUUUCGUCGUAUAUAUGACUAAAUAGCGUCUUAGAUAGUAGUCCGUCUGUAUGGAUGGUGAAGUCCUGAAACCUAGGUUACCUAGCAUACCUAAGUAUUUUGAUACUCGACCCAUAUUUUAUAGAAUUUUUUUCAUGCAAAUAACUUUAUACGAUGUCCCCGCAAUUACGAGAUCUCUUACAGAUUUAGGUGACUAGGAUUAAGGUAUACUUUUUCUCAUUAUAUAAAAUUAUUUGAAACUUGCAUUACUUGGAAGAUGAAUUUUAUUUGAUUUUGAUGAAAAUGUGAUUAAAAAAUCGGCAACGCAAAUUAAAACUACAUGUUUAAUUUAUUUGUAUGGUUUGUGUAUUAAUUAAAUAAAAACAAAUAAUAUUCUAUACAAAUGAAUAUAUUUUGUUUAUGUUAGUGAGAGGAACUUUUUUGUAAGUAAUUCUCUACCAACUAAACCACUAAUAUCUAACUGCCCUUUACACACACAUAUAUAUAUAUAUAUAUAUAUAUAUAUAUAUAUUUAUAUGUAUAUAUACUUUUUGGUACCAAUAAUAUGCAAUUUAUGUAUAUUUAAAUUAUAUAUAAUUUUUAUAUCGACCUGAAAUGUAUUUGUUUUGUAUGGAAUGUUGCUUGUUGGGUUUGAACCGUUUUCAUUAUUUUCAAUCAACUGGCUGUAGGCGUGUUUAACAUUUAAUCGAAAUUAGAACCGAAUGUAAAAUAUAUUGUUUACAUGUCGUGUUAUGUUUAUGUAUAACUUAUCAAUGGCGGAAGAAGCAUAAGUAGGCUCAUUUUAAGUUUGCAACGUCACUACAUACAUACGAAGCGCCCGGCUUCCCUCGUCAUACAACCUGCGUUAAUAUUACGUGUGAAGAUUUAUGAGCGACAAGCUCUCCGCGAUAUGUAUCUGGUGACGUCUCAGUCGCAAUAAGCGUAUAGAAUGAUUUUGUGUUGUGAUUUACGGAAACGACCAAACGAUAUGCUCAGUCGAUGCUCAUUUUGUUAUAACUUUAAUCGAUUUCUAAUAAAUAUUAAACGACGGCGCCGCAGAUUAAAAAUAUCGGCGUCCAUAGACAUUCCUACAUUUGUAACGCAUUUAUUUACUCUAUGUAAUAUGUAUUAUGUAUUCUUAACGUUAAGGAAGUAUAGGGUACACCUAUGUAUUAGGGAAUUGAUAAUAAUGUAACCGGUAUAUAUAUAGUCAUUAUAUAUAAAGAUAUUAAAAGAAACAGAGUCUACACCAGCUAGUGAUGCCAUAACAUCUGUUUGCUCAAAACGCCAAAGAUUUAAUUGUAUCGAGUCUCUGUUUUAUUAUGGAUAAUAGAUUUAUUCAUUUUGUACUUGAAUUUCUCGCAGCCGAUGUAUAUUUGUUCUGUGACUAUUCUUAGGGCGGGAGCGUAUUGAUCUGUUGUGUUCUUAAGCCGGAAGGCAAUCGGUUUGGUGCAUUCGUUACGAAUGUAUAUCGAUAAAAUACUUCGUUUUAAUAGCGUCGAUCGCUGAUUUAAUAAUUGUUACGUUCAGAUAACAUGCGACAGAUCUCACUCUGGCUUUAUAAGAAGUUUGUGAUUUUGAAAAUUUAUUGAGUUUCUAUAAAAUUUUUGAUUUAACGAUUUGUAGGUACGACUUUGUAACUCUCAUGUUCUAUAUAACUAAAUAUAUAUAUCAAUCGAACACUAUUUUUCGGAUAUAAUUCGUGGAUAUUUUUUUUUGUAUCUGAACGUUUAUAUAUUACAGUGAUCGUAUUGUUUAGAUUGAACAGAAGUAUCUCUGCGAAAUGAUAUCCAAAAAUAUAGUUUCAUUUUAAUAUGUAUAUUAAGUGGUAUAAUGUUAAUUUUAAUGAAUUAAAACUAGUAUUGUAUUUAAUUAUUUUUUUUGAUAUUAAGUUCGUAUUAUAAUCGAAUCUCUUUUGUUUAAAAGUUUCCUUAACAUGGCUGUAAUCGUCGCUGCAUUUUUAUUUCGGUUUUGAUAUACUGUAUCGGCCUAUGGAAUUUAGGGUCGAUUCACAUUGGCGGUGUUUUGUGACGUUUAACGCUCGUUUUUAUCGGCCUGUGUGAACACACAGAUCUUGAAUCGAAUUACAAAUAAUUCUGUUGUGAAAAUAAACGGACAAAUGUCUGUUGUGAACGUUUCACACGAGCAUUAAAGUGGAAAAAAUAACGAAUCUAUCUGUUAUUAUGGCCACUAAAGUAAUAAACACACUGGGCGUUAAACGCUACUAAAAACCGUCCAUGUGUGAAGAUCCUAAGGCGUUAUAUUUUUCCCACUCUGUACUCGUGAGACGGUGACGUACAUACGCUUUUGUAUUACUUAAAAUAUAUGUAUAGAUAUAAUUUUAUUCGCUAGUCAUGGUAUUCUUUAAAUUUUAAUACGUAUCACAUGAUAAUAAGGUUCAUAUUCCUUUGAGUCGAAAGUAUUAACAUAGUUUUUCAUACUGGUGAUUAUAUCGGACACGAUCCGUAUCUGUGGCCAAUAAUUUCGACUGUGCACUUAUAAACAGCUUCAAGCUAAGACGCACUCGAGCACUAUCCAUAGUAAAUACGGUAGCGGUAAAAAUAAGCUCAAUUUAUAUAUAAUAUAUAUUAUAAUUUAAUAUUCUAAUAGGGUUGGAAAAUUAACUACGAACCUAAAAAAAAUUCUAGUAAUUUGUCAUAUUUCUUUGAUAUAUUUUCUCGUCUGGUGAUUUUAAUUCAACAUAUUUUAUUAUAUGGCAACCCCGAUGUAUGUUCCUCCGAAUAUGUUAAGCCGGUGUUGCUAUGUUUAUUUUCAAAUCGAUUUAAAUUUAUUUAACGUGUCUUCCAAAGUUUGAUGACUAAAUUGUGUGAAAUGAACCGCCUUAAAUAGCACAAACAAUAAAAACUCGGUACCAUUCGUUUCUGAACUCGUUCGGAAACAAAAUCUAUGUUCUUUGUCUCGAAAUUUGGUGCCAAUUACUUGUGAUUGUAGAUUGGCGUUAUAUCUUCAACAUGACAUUUUUUUUUUAAUAUUAUUCAUAAGCAGACGAUCUUUCAACCAUGUGUAACGAAUACUCUGUAAUGUGUGAGUGCGUGUAUUUUGUAUUUUUGGAUGUUAACCUACUGAUAUCCCUAGCAAUAAGGUUCAAUAUUUGGAGAUAUUUUAUUACUUUGCAUUUUUUUAUUAAACUCUUGCUAAAUU
Molecule: messenger RNA, 7173 nt
Organism: Danaus plexippus (monarch butterfly)
Lineage: Eukaryota; Metazoa; Arthropoda; Insecta; Lepidoptera; Nymphalidae
Gene: pod1
Product: coronin-7
Exons: 23
Coding region: 197-3727 (1176 amino acids)
Molecular function (GO): protein binding
Source: RefSeq, a predicted model, not a curated record